Oppia nitens is the source of this 699-nucleotide messenger RNA. Its product is annotated as actin-binding Rho-activating protein-like. The coding region runs from base 150 to 689 and encodes 179 amino acids. Gene Ontology annotation, biological process: positive regulation of Rho protein signal transduction. The record is from RefSeq and is a predicted model, not a curated record. Gene Ontology annotation, molecular function: actin binding. The transcript has 2 exons. NCBI's taxonomy places the organism in Eukaryota, Metazoa, Arthropoda, Arachnida, Sarcoptiformes, Oppiidae.
UCUCUAAAAAAAUAUCUGACAAAGACUUACAUACUUAAGAAGUGAUUCAUAUAUUAAAAUAUAUAUUAAUUAUUAGCAAUACUUGAGUUUAGUGUUGAUAUAGUUUUGUGUAAUUUAUUGAUUCAUACAUUCAUUUAUUGAUCACCAAAAUGAGUGACACUAUUGAAGAGGAGAAAAAUAAAACCAAUCGUUUGCCCGGACUUUAUGGUAAUACAGAUCUGAGUUCACGGAUCUCCCAAUUUCAGGGACGGGCGGAUCAGCACAAAGAAAAACAGAAAUUGAAUCCAUUCUCCGGGUCUUUCGAUGCCGUGGCCGCUGCCAAACAAAAGCUCAACAAAGAAGAUGCAAAUUAUGGUAAACCAGUUGAGGGCAGCAAAACUGAACAACGGGGCAAACAGGCCGCACAACUGCUCUUUAAUGAAAUCAAACUUUUGUGUGAAAUAAUUACGAAACAUGGGGUCACUUCUGAUGAUGGAAAACAUACCAUGAAAUUCAAAGAACUCUUUGAACUCUACAAAGUCAUCUCAAACAAAGUGGUCGGACUUCUCCUAAGAGCUCGAAAGUACAGUUUGGUUGACUUCGAGGGAGAAAUGCUUUAUCAGGGAAGGGAUGACAGCGUUGUCAUCACUCUAUUACGCUCUCAACUCAACGAAAAAGACUUCGAAGAAUUGGCUAAAAGUAAAGAGUAAUUCAUUUGUA